Syzygium oleosum is the source of this 4711-nucleotide messenger RNA. Its product is annotated as MAP3K epsilon protein kinase 1-like. Lineage: Eukaryota; Viridiplantae; Streptophyta; Magnoliopsida; Myrtales; Myrtaceae. Gene Ontology annotation, cellular component: cytoplasm. The record is from RefSeq and is a predicted model, not a curated record. Gene Ontology annotation, molecular function: protein serine/threonine kinase activity; ATP binding. The transcript has 24 exons. The coding region runs from base 213 to 4382 and encodes 1389 amino acids. Gene Ontology annotation, biological process: protein phosphorylation.
UUAAAGUUGGCAAAAGGAGUCACUUGAAGACAAAACUCCACUUUAACGGGCCAGAUGCUCCGCGUCUGCUUUGGACUCUCCCUUCGCCGGAAACUGAUGCUCCGCGUCGCGCCGAUUCCGUUCGCAAUGCACGAUUUCUAGGGUUUUCAUCGUUCCGCCGCCGCCGCCGCCGCGGGUCCAUGUGAGGGACGACUCCGGAGGAGCAAGCAGCGAUGUCUCGCCAGAUCACCGCCUCGCAUCUCCCCAAAUCGAAGACCCUCGACAACAAAUACAUGCUUGGAGAUGAGAUUGGGAAAGGAGCAUAUGGUCGAGUUUACAAGGGUUUGGACUUGGAGAAUGGAGACUUUGUGGCAAUUAAGCAAGUUUCAUUGGAGAACAUUGCUCAAGAGGAUCUUAACAUUAUUAUGCAAGAGAUUGAUUUACUUAAGAAUCUGAACCACAAAAACAUUGUGAAAUAUCUGGGGUCCUUGAAAACAAAGACGCAUCUCCACAUUAUUCUUGAAUACGUGGAGAAUGGAUCACUUGCAAACAUUAUCAAGCCAAACAAGUUUGGACCUUUUCCAGAAUCAUUGGUUGCUGUCUACAUUGCUCAGGUUUUGGAAGGGCUGGUUUACCUACAUGAACAGGGUGUCAUUCAUCGGGAUAUUAAGGGCGCAAAUAUUUUGACUACCAAAGAGGGACUUGUCAAACUUGCUGAUUUUGGUGUUGCAACAAAGUUAAAUGAGGCUGAUGUGAACACUCAUUCUGUCGUUGGAACACCCUAUUGGAUGGCACCUGAGGUGAUUGAAAUGUCAGGGGUUUGCGCUGCAUCCGAUAUUUGGAGUGUUGGCUGUACAGUGAUUGAACUUCUCACUUGUGUUCCACCUUACUAUGAUUUGCAACCUAUGCCAGCUCUUUUCCGGAUAGUUCAGGAUGAUCAUCCUCCAAUACCUGAUAGUCUAUCUCCUGAUAUUACUGAUUUUCUGCGCCAGUGCUUUAAGAAGGAUGCUCGACAGAGGCCUGAUGCAAAAACAUUGCUUUCUCAUCCUUGGAUACAAAAUUCUAGGCGUGCCUUGCAAUCUUCUCUUCGUCAUAGUGGAACAUUGAGAAAUAUACAGGAAGAUGAUUCAAUGGAUCCAGAAAGUGCUGAUGCAGAUAAUGAGGGUGUCAGCAGAAGUCCUGCCGCAGAGAAAGUAGAAGAUCUGGUGAAAGAAGAAUAUGUAAAGGUGGAGGUGGAUAUAGGUGGAUCUGAUAAAGAUAAUUCUCCAGAUCAUACCGUCAAACCAGAUGAUACAGAAGAUGAUCUCUUGUCAUAUCAAGUUCCCACUUUAGCCAUACUAGAAAAGUCAUCUCUACAACUUGGUUCCACAAUGGAGAAUGCUGAAAAGGAGACAGACACCUCAUGCGAACAUCUGGCUCUUGAGCACCCAGAGAAGAGUGAUCAUGAUGAAGCACUCAUUAAUGGUGAGAUUGGAUCUCCUGAAUUGAGUCGGAGAAAGAUAACAAAAGGUGGAGGAACAGGAAAUUUGAAGCAUGCCGAGAAUAGUUCAUUUGGUUUUGGUUCAAAAUCUCAAGAUAGUUUCAAAAAGGCUGCAAAGAUGCCGGUUACAAAUGAAUUGAGUAGAUUCAGUGAUACUCCGGGAGAUGCUUCCUUGGAUGAUUUAUUCCAUCCUAUUGACAAAACCAUAAAUGGUCGAGCAACUGAAGCCUCAUCUUCGUCAGCAUCCACAUCACAUGCAACUCAAGGCAAUGUGCAUUCGACUGAAGCUGGGAAAUAUGACCUCGCUACGAAAUUGAGGGCUACAAUUGUUCAAAAACAAAUGGAAAGUGAAACUGAGCAGCAAAACGGUGGCGGUAAUUUGUUACGCCUAAUGAUAGAUGCUUUGAAGGACGAUGUGAUUGAUAUUGAUGGUUUGGUUUUUGAUGAAAAGUUGCCAGGAGAACAUCUAUUUCCUUUGCAGGCUGUUGAGUUUGGGAGAUUAGUUGGAUCUUUGAGACCACAUGAAUCAGAAGAUGUGAUUGUUUCUGCCUGCCAAAAGCUUAUUGCCAUAUUUCACCAGCGUCCAGAUCAGAAACUUAUUUUUGUCAGCCAACAUGGCUUGCUUCCCUUAAUAGAAUUGCUAGAAGUUCCUAAAAAUCGUGCAAUAUGUUCGGUGCUUCAACUUAUAAAUAAGAUAAUUAGGGAUAACACUGACUUUCAGGAGAAUGCUUGUCUUGUUGGUUUGAUCCCUGUGGUAAUGAACUUCGCCAUCCCCGUCCCUGAUCGUCCCCGGGAAAUUCGCAUGGAGGCAGCUUAUUUUUUCCAACAGCUUUGUCAGUCCAGCUCCUUAACACUGCAAAUGUUCCUAGCUUGCCAGGGAAUACCUGUCCUUGUGGGCUUUCUGGAGGCCGACUAUGCUAAACACAGGGAAAUGGUUCAUCUGGCUAUUGACGGCAUGUGGCAGGUAUUUAAGCUUCAGCGCUCAACGCCACGGAAUGAAUUUUGCCGCAUCGCUGCUAAGAAUGGAAUCCUUCUGAGGCUAAUCAAUACACUAUAUAGCUUAAAUGAGGCUGCUCGCUUGGCUUCUAUAUCUGGAGGGACUGGCAUUCCAGGGGAUGGUUUAGCUAGAUGGCCACGGUCUGGUCAAUUAGAUCCUAGUCAUCCUGCUUUUCUGCAGAGCGAGGCACUGGUUUUUGCAUCCGACCAACCAGAUAAUUUUAAGGUUAGGCACGGAAUCGCUGAUCAUUCUCUGCCAGCUGGAGUGCAGGAACCUUCACGUGUUUCAAUUUCGAAUUCCCAGACCUUGGAUGCGAGUCAAUCAGAUUCCCGCCAUCUUCCCGUAGACCUAGAUAGGCUUCAAUCUAGCAGUGUAGCAAUUGACUCUUCACGAGGAGACCUCGAACUUAGACAACAGCGCAUUCCCAAUUCUGCUAAUAGGACCUCCACAGAUAAGCCUUUGAAAUUGACAGAUGGUGCAUCAAAUGGACAUUCCAGUUCGGUAACCUCUCAGCAAGAGCAAGUGCGACCUCUACUUAGCUUGUUGGAGAAGGAGCCGCCUUCCCGACGUUUUUCUGGCCAACUCGAGUAUGUUCGGCACCUAUCUGGGUUAGAGAGACACGAAAGCAUAUUGCCUUUACUCCAUGCUGCUAAUGACAAGAAGACAAAUGGAGAACUAGAUUUUGUGAUGGCUGAAUUUGCAGCAGAAGUCACUGGGCACAGAAGGGAGAAUGUGAAUGUUGACUCUACUCCUAAAGCUUCGUACAAGACAGUAAAUAAGAAGACAGGACUGCCUGGAUCUGAGGGAGCUACUUCCACAUCUGGAAUUGCAUCUCAGACUACUUCAGGUGUGCUAUCUGGUUCUGGCGUUUUGAAUGCUAGACCAGGAAGUGCAGCUUCAUCAGGGUUGCUUUCGCACGUGGUCUCAACUCUGAAUGCAGAUGUAGCCCGAGACUACCUAGAAAAGGUUGCUGACCUUCUACUUGAGUUUGCGCAAGCGGAUACAACUGUUAAAUCACACAUGUGUAGCCAGGGUUUGCUCCUCCGUCUUUUCCAGAUGUUUAACCGGAUAGAGCGCCCCAUUCUUUUGAAGAUACUGAAGUGCAUAAAUCAUCUGUCAAUGGAUCCAAAUUGCUUAGAAAGUCUCCAGCGUGCAGAGGCAAUUAAAUAUCUGAUUCCAAACCUUGAACUUAAAGACGGGCCACUUAUAUCGCAGAUACAUCACGAGGUUCUGCAUGCACUCUUCAAUUUGUGCAAGAUAAAUAAGAGGAGACAAGAGCAAGCCGCGGAAAAUGGAAUCAUUCCACACUUGAUGCAUUUUAUCGUGACAGAUUCUCCAUUGAAGCCCCAUGCGUUGCCUUUAUUGUGUGAUAUGGCUCAUGCGUCACGUAAUUCAAGGGAGCAACUAAGGGCCCAUGGGGGACUGGAUGUGUAUCUAAGCCUGCUAGAUGACGAGGUCUGGUCUGUAACAGCAUUGGAUUCCAUUGCUGUAUGCUUGGCUCAUGACAAUGACAGUCGGAGGGUGGAGCAGGCAUUGUUGAAAAAGGAAGCGGUUCAGAAAUUGGUGAAGUUUUUCCAGAGUUGUCCAGAGCAACAUUUUGUCCACAUUUUGGAGCCUUUCUUAAAAAUAAUUACCAAAUCAUCUCGGAUCAAUACAACGUUAGCUGUUAAUGGUCUGACACCUUUGCUCAUUGCAAGGCUAGACCAUCAGGAUGCUAUUGCCCGUCUAAAUCUGCUCAAGCUAAUUAAGGCUGUUUACGAGCACCACCCUCGGCCCAAGCAGUUGAUUGUGGAAAACAAUUUGCCCCAGAAACUUCAAAACCUGAUCGAGGAACGCAGAGACGGGCAGAGCUCCGGAGGUCAAGUCUUAGUUAAACAGAUGGCGACGUCCCUUCUCAAGGCGCUCCACAUCAAUACCGUCUUGUGAUCUCUUUGUUUUUUUUGGUUACUUUUUGGCUAGUUGUAUCUCUUCCUUUUGUACAUUGCCUUGCCUUAGGAGGGAUUGUAUGUAUAUGCAUGUGCUUUUUCCUUUUGCGUUUCUUUUCUUUUGGGUUGUUUUUUUCGAGUGAUUACCGGUUGCAAAGAAGACACUGCAUACCCUCAUUGAUGUUGGACGCGAAGUCCCUGAUGAUGGUGGCUAUAUUUUUGUUUGCUGGCCACCUUUUUUUUGCUCCUUUUUCUUUGCUUCUCUUUGGUUCACCAAUUUGUCAUAUAGUGUUUUCCUUUUUCUGUUAAUGCCUUGACUGAGUUCGGUAA